CAAACAGUGCUGCCCAGAGAGUGACCAAGAGACGUUUGGGAAACAGAAGAAGAAAUUUCCAGGGACCAAGCCAUUCAGGGAGGGAAGGAUAGGAAAAGCUCCAUGUGCCUGGCCAGGGUGCAGGACAAAGAGUAACGAGAGACAGAGAAGUGUCUGAAAACAGCCAUCUAAGGACGAGGCGAAUUGUUAGAGGAAGGGACAGGAAAGAUAGCAGAGCUAUUUCAGGAGUGAGCAACAGAAGGGAACACAAGAACCCCCAGACUGUCCGAAGUAAACGAGGAAGGGUCCAGGGGCAGUGAGAGAAGGCCAGGACCAGGGCCAAGGCCAGGGUAGGCACAAUCGCUGAGGGGAUGAACUUCACAGUGGGUUUCAAGCCGCUGCUAGGGGAUGCACACAGCAUGGACAGCCUGGAGAAGCAGCUCAUCUGCCCCAUCUGCCUGGAGAUGUUCUCCAAACCGGUGGUGAUCCUACCCUGCCAGCACAACCUGUGCCGCAAGUGUGCCAAUGACGUCUUCCAGGCCUCGAACCCCCUGUGGCAAUCCCGGGGCUCCACCACCGUGUCUUCGGGAGGUCGUUUCCGCUGCCCAUCUUGCAGGCAUGAGGUCGUCCUGGACCGACACGGCGUCUACGGCCUGCAGCGAAACCUGCUAGUGGAAAACAUUAUCGACAUUUACAAGCAGGAGUCUUCCCGGCCACUGCACUCCAAGGCUGAGCAGCACCUCAUGUGCGAGGAGCAUGAAGACGAGAAGAUCAAUAUCUACUGCCUGAACUGUGAAGUCCCCACCUGCUCACUCUGCAAGGUCUUUGGUGCCCACAAGGACUGUGAGGUGGCCCCACUGCCCACCAUUUACAAACGCCAGAAGAGUGAGCUCAGUGAUGGCAUCGCAAUGCUGGUGGCAGGCAAUGACCGUGUGCAAGCAGUGAUCACACAGAUGGAGGAGGUGUGCCAGACCAUUGAGGACAACAGCCGGAGGCAGAAGCAGUUGCUAAACCAGAGGUUUGAGGCCCUGUGUGCGGUGCUGGAGGAGCGAAAGGGUGAGCUACUGCAGGCGCUGGCCCGGGAGCAGGAGGAGAAGCUGCAGCGCGUCAGGGGCCUCAUCCGCCAGUACGGAGACCACCUGGAGGCCUCCUCUAAGCUGGUGGAGUCCGCCAUCCAGUCCAUGGAGGAGCCGCAGAUGGCGCUCUACCUGCAGCAGGCCAAGGAACUGAUCAAUAAGGUCGGGGCAAUGUCGAAGGUGGAGUUGGCUGGACGGCCAGAGCCGGGCUAUGAAAGCAUGGAGCAAUUCACCGUGAGCGUGGAGCACUUGGCCGAAAUGCUGAGGACCAUCGACUUCCAGCCGGGCGCUUCUAGGGAGGAAGAGGAGGAGGUAGCGCCGGACGGGGAAGAAGGCAGCGCAGGACCAGAGGAAGAGCGGCCAGGUGGGCCGGAAGGCACAGGCCUGCACUGACCCGCCCUUGUUGGGGAGCCCGGCACCGGGGUCGGGCGCUCUAGUCGUGAAAGAUCUUAAGCAGAGACCACCGUGUCACACAGCUCGACGCCACGCCGCGGGGGAGGGGCUCAAUAAAGGGCUAAUGCGUCCCAAUCCGCA
Messenger RNA from Camelus dromedarius (Arabian camel), 1589 nucleotides. RefSeq names its product tripartite motif containing 54 (gene TRIM54). Gene Ontology annotation, cellular component: cytoplasm. The coding region runs from base 351 to 1448 and encodes 365 amino acids. Lineage: Eukaryota; Metazoa; Chordata; Mammalia; Artiodactyla; Camelidae. The record is from RefSeq and is a predicted model, not a curated record. The transcript is spliced from 9 exons. Gene Ontology annotation, biological process: protein ubiquitination. Gene Ontology annotation, molecular function: ubiquitin protein ligase activity; zinc ion binding.